Molecule: messenger RNA, 3381 nt
Organism: Xenopus laevis (African clawed frog)
Lineage: Eukaryota; Metazoa; Chordata; Amphibia; Anura; Pipidae
Gene: gab2.L
Product: GRB2 associated binding protein 2 L homeolog
Exons: 10
Coding region: 476-2509 (677 amino acids)
Biological process (GO): signal transduction; cell surface receptor protein tyrosine kinase signaling pathway
Cellular component (GO): cytoplasm
Molecular function (GO): transmembrane receptor protein tyrosine kinase adaptor activity; signaling adaptor activity
Source: RefSeq, a predicted model, not a curated record
GCCAGGCUGCAAUGCUCUGGGAGACACAGACACAGGCAGUUUCCUGCUUCCCAAAGCAGCUGUGAGUGAGACAAGAGGGGACAGCAGCACCCAGGAGGAAGGCACAGUGAGGCUACUGUCUCUGGCACAGAGGGGCUACUGUCCUUGUGUAGCUUGGGACACAGGCAACCCAUAGCCACCCAGGCUACUGUAACUGCACGGAACAGACUGGGACCCCCUGAUGGUACUUUAAUUGCAGCUAGGGUUAUCUGGAAUAAAAUACCGGCUUUCCUAUAUAUUUAUCUUUUUUCCCCUAUUAAUAAUAUUGGGAUCAACCAUCAUUUUCACCGGCCGGGUGGCAACCCUAAUUGAAGGAAACCGAGAGAGAGAUGCCCCCCAUGGAACUGUAACUAAUGGAAAGUGAGUGAGCCGGAGCCGGUUGAGGUCUCAAUGCUGCCGGACUAACAGAGCAACAAGGAGGCGCCUUAUUCCCAGGAUGAGCGGAGGAGAAGUGCUUUACUGCGGCUGGCUACGAAAAUCUCCCCCAGAGAAGAAGUUGCGCAGAUAUGCAUGGAAGAAGCGCUGGUUCAUUCUCCGCAGUGGGCGGAUGAGCGGGGACCCAGACGUCUUGGAGUAUUAUAAAAAUGACCAUACGAAGAAGCCCAUCCGGGUCAUUAACCUCAGCUGCUGUGAACAAGUGGAUGCCGGUCUGACGUUUAAUAAGAAGGAGCUGCAGGACAGCUACAUCUUCGACAUUAAAACCAAUGAGCGGACCUUCUACCUGGUGGCGGAGACGGAGGAGGAGAUGAACAAGUGGGUCCGGAGCAUCUGUCAGAUCUGUGGGUUUAACCAGUCGGAGGAGAAUGGAGAUUCGUUAAGGAAUAUCCAGUCUCUGAGACACGGCCCCAGGUCUUCUCCGGCAGAGUUCAACAACUCCUCUCACCACCUUCUCAGGGAGAGAAAGUCUUCAGCACCUUCCCAUUCCAGUCAGCCAACUCUGUUUACAUUCGAGUCUCCUUCAAACCAUGCUCACCGGACAUCGUUAUCCACCAGUGCACCUCAGGAUUACCUGUUCCUGCACCAAUGCAUGAGCCAGAAAUCCGAAACCAUGAGAAGCGCCAGUUUUUCCCAAGCCACAAGGUCCUCCUUUUUUAUGAGAAGCGACUCGGCUGUCCAGAAGUUGGUCCAGGGCUACGGGCACUGUUUGAAUGGGAUCAGCGGACAAGUGCAUGGCUUUUAUAGUUUACCCAAGCCGAGACGGCUUAGUUCUGAGCUUAGGGACAGUGCCUACGACCUGCCAAGGAGCUUUGGCUCAGACACGCCCACCAAGUCAAGCCUUUCAGGACUGGAAUCAGAAAACGAGGAUGUUUACUGCUACAAAACUCCCAGCAAUGCUCUGUGUAAAGAGUUUAGGGAACUCUCAACAGAUUCCUAUGAUCUCCCUGGGACCCCUCUUUCUGUUUAUCAGAUCCCAAGAACAUUCACUCUAGACAAGAACCACAAUGCUCUGGGUCUUGCCUCCAAUGACUUGCAUUCCACACCUCCUCCCCGUCCCCCUAAACCAGGACAGGCAGAGACCGUGUGGGGCAGCCCACAGCCGCAGCAUCAUCAUAACGGUGAUAAUAUGGCGGUGGUCAAUCUUCCAAGGAGGAACACUUUACCAGCCAUGGAAAAUAGGCGCCAUCGAGCUUCCUCCUGUGAAGCCUACGACUAUCCUGGUGACUUCAGUGCAGACCAGUCUGUAGAGUCGGUACACGAUGGUUUCAACUCCUAUCUGCAAACCAAAUCCUCGCUUGUACGGUCAGACAGUGCCGAUUCUGAAGAUAACUAUGUUCCCAUGAACCCCGGCUCCUCGUCUCAGUUUAACCCAGAGAAAAUGAAUGACAACGCUCAGAGCGCCUACCUCCCCAUGAGCCCCGGCCCUCAACAGUUUGACUUACUGGGUUCUUCCUCUAACUCACUUCCUGCCCGGAAAGGAAGCACCGCCUCCUUGUGUCCAAGGCCGAGUCGAGUGAGCGAUAUCCAACCCCCGCCUGUGAACCGGAACCUUAAGCCAGAUAGAAAAUCCAAGCCCAUGCCACUAGAUCUGAGGGGUUCGACAAUAAUCGAUGAACUUCCUUUCAAGUCCCCAGUCACCAGGUCUUGGAGCCGACAGCCGCAUUCUAUGAUGUCCAGCUCAUCCCAGUACUGCCGCCCAGUGUCUGCUCAGAGUAUUACAAGCACCAGCUCAGGAGACAGCGAGGAGAAUUACGUAGCCAUGCAAAACCCAGUAUCUGCAUCUCCGGGAACCAGCGGAACCAACAGUCCGGCUCAGAAGAAGAGCACGGGAAGCGUGGAUUACUUAGCCCUCGAUUUCCACCCUGCUUCUCCCAGUCCUCACAGGAAGCCUUCUACUUCAUCGGCAGCAUCUGAUGAGAAGGUGGACUAUGUCCAAGUGGACAAGGAGAAGACUCAAGCCUUACAGAACACCAUGCAGGAGUGGACUGAUGUGCGCCAGUCUUCAGAACCAGCCAAGAGCACAAAGCAGUAGUGGGCCAUACCAUAACAACCAUCUGGACCAUACCAUUACCAUUCAUGGAAUGCUGCUCUGACUCCUCCUUGCAUGACUGUCGCACCACUUUAGAAUGCAGUUUAGGGCUCUGCCUUAAGUUGUUGAUUGUAACUGUGAGCUUUUUGGCACAUGUAGGGGAUGAGAUUGCUGUAGAAUGGCAUAAGGGACCCGAGACCUCCAAAUGGAGGCCAAAGAACAGAAGUUCUAUAGAAGUAGAUUCCUCUGUAACCUAGUGGCACAUACAUAGAUAGAACUAGAAACAAAAAAAUGUCUAAAGAGGUAAAUUAGAUGGUUAGACAUUGGAUCCUGCCAUGUUUUCCAAGGGGUGCUCAGCUGUGAUUUUGUGGGUGCCUAUAUUUGUCCAACUGGUUCCUAAUAGAUUUACCCCCCUAUAAAGUGCAUCCAUGCUCUGGUCAAUGUUUGUUGGGCUACAACUACCAUUCUUGACCCCCACUAUAAGCUCUGUUGGGAGAGCAUGCUGGGAGUUGUAGUUCGACCACAGCUGGUGCUGUGUUAUAAAUCCCAAGUUUAAUUACAUGUCAUACAUUUGGUGUUGAACUGCAGCUUCCUUUACCUUCUGCCUGCCAUGAGGAUGAAAGGAGAUCUGUAUUUGUUAGCCGCUGCUGUUGUUUAGAUGCAGUGAAAUUCUACCGCCCCAGUUUUAUCCUAUAUUUAAGGUCAGUUUUAAAGGCUCCCGCACCAAGGGGAGGAAACUAGUAUUAUAAGUCAGUAACAUGGGCAUCAUGAUGAGAUGUGACUUUAAGCACAUUUUAAGGUUCCCAUGCUCAAGAAAGCCAUGUCCGUUAUUCAGGCAGUUGCAUUUGUCACAAUAAAAAAAGUUUACCCUGUAA